Messenger RNA from Prorocentrum cordatum, 847 nucleotides. The record is from the annotation of a GenBank genome assembly. Lineage: Eukaryota; Dinophyceae; Prorocentrales; Prorocentraceae.
AGCGCUGGCUUGGCAGCCCCACGCCUGGGGGGAAGGGGGGCCGCCGACGCGCUUGCCGUGGUGGGGGCGCCUCGUGCGCCCCAGCAGUGCCAUGGCCUCGGCCCACGACGGCCAGGCGCGCGCCGGCGAGGCGGCGCUGAGCAGUCCGCCCGGCGCCACCAGCUCGGCCGACACCGCCACCGCCGCAGCUGCGGCUCCGCCCCCGAGGGCGGCCGGGAGCACGGCGAGCUCGCGGGUGCGGCUGGUGGAGUGCGGGACGCUCACCGCCGACAGGAAGCCGCCGUCAGACGGCAGCCGGGCAGCAAACACGCACCUGAACUGGGCGUGCACACCCUCAGGCCAGUGGGUGCGAGUGUUCUCCACUUCCACGGUGUCGCUGCCAAACCGUGAGCGUGACAAGAACCGGGUGGAGCAGACUUUGGGAUUGUCCGAGUUCGGGGACUCGGUGACGCAGUUCUACUCUGUGCACAGGACGGCUUCCCGCUGGCGAUGGGGUACGAGCGCAUCGUCUUCGGGGACCACGGGCCAUACGUGGAGCUUCUGAGUCACAACAUCUGCUGGCAGUCCUUCCCUGUAUUCUGCGAGAAGCCGGCAGCGUCUUAUUUCGACGAGUGCUGGACGCUUGAUGGCAGGACCGACGAUGCUGUACGCGCAGAAGCGGCCGGUCACCAACAAGCCCAAUCCUCCGAGCGGUCCCUUCUCUGUCCAGAACAACCGCGCCGAGGGCUACGCGAACUACCUGGUGGGCAGGUUCUACCUGUCGGCGGAGGCCGACCAGAUCGCGGUGUGCCGGCCGCCGAAGGCGAGGGUGCGCAAGAAGAAGACGGGGCAGGGCAGAGGCGCAGGC